This is a messenger RNA of Meriones unguiculatus (Mongolian gerbil), 5031 nucleotides long. RefSeq names its product protocadherin beta-6-like. Bases 763 to 3150 code for a protein of 795 amino acids. Gene Ontology annotation, cellular component: plasma membrane. Lineage: Eukaryota; Metazoa; Chordata; Mammalia; Rodentia; Muridae. Gene Ontology annotation, molecular function: calcium ion binding. The record is from RefSeq and is a predicted model, not a curated record. The transcript has a single exon. Gene Ontology annotation, biological process: homophilic cell-cell adhesion.
UCUCAGUAGCAUAAUGAUUACCAUUUCUGUCCUCACGUGACCUUGGAACAAAGUAAGUCUGUUGCUUAUGCCAUUUAGGAGCAUUUUAUUUUAAAGAACUUAAUGUUUCUGUAGAAUUUUCACAUUUUACAGUUUACUUCUUACAGAACUCAUUGGAUGUCAGUUGUUAAAUAACCGUAGUCAGUUAUGGGAAGUUUGCAUCUCUAGAGAGAAUGAUUCUUAUAUGAUUCUCCACGAAAGACUGUGAUGUGGACUCCCCUUAGAUCAGCAGGCAGUUUGAUUCCAGAUCUGGUGAGCUGGAAAACCAACCUAAAAACAAAACACAAGCAUGCACCCACAAACAACUAAGAAACUCAAACUCUUAGGAAACCCUUCAUACACUCAGAUUGGAAACACUGACUCAAUCUUAAAGUGUUUAUAACAUCCAGACCCUGAUAAAAGUAAAAUGUUCAGUGUUGAUCUGAAGACAUGUCAUGAAGUUAUCUAUUUGAACGCAUGGUGGCGGUGUAGGCUAAGAGAAGGGGUAAGGACCCUUCAGAGUCCUUGGAUUCCGCUUCACCUAGAAGCUGAAGCAAAACACAGAACCAUUUGCUGCUGCGGCUAAGCGUUCCGGAGAAGAGGGGUCACCAGGAACUUGUAAGAUCAAAUCUACAAUUCCACAGCAAAGGCUUUCUGAAGGCCAAGGUUACCUCCGUGACUAAGAGCUGAAAGGGAUUAUCUUUCAAAGGGAUUUUCCUUCCGGAAUCAGACGUGACAAUAGAGAUGUCGCAAACAAAAGAGUGGAGCAAGGCCAGGCAAGUGAUGGUUUUGAUUACAUUGACGCUCUUGUGGGAGGUGGGUUCAGACUCAAUUCAGUAUGCCAUGCUGGAGGAGACAGAAAGUGGCACGUUCGUGGCCAACUUGACAAAGGACCUGGGACUGAGAGUGGGAGAGCUGGCUGCUCGGGGAGCUAGCGUGGUUUUCAAAGGGAACAGACAGUAUUUGCAGUUUGAUGCACGGACCCAGGAUUUGGUGCUAAAUGAAAGACUGGACCGGGAGGCGCUGUGUGGCUCCACGGAGCCUUGUGUGCUGCCUUUCCGGGUGUUGCUAAAAAAUCCUUUGCAGUUUUAUCAAGCGGCACUGAGAGUAAUAGAUAUAAAUGACCACAGCCCAGAGUUUCCUGCCAGAGAAAUGCUCCUUAAAAUAUCGGAGGUGACUGCCCCAGGGAAGAUAUUCCCUUUGAAAAUGGCGCAGGACCUAGACGCUGGCAGCCACGGCAUUCAAAGCUACACUGUCAGUGACAACCAUCACUUCCACGUACUCACUCGCAACCGCAGUGAUGGCAAGAAGUUUCCAGAACUGGUGUUGGACAAGGCACUGGAUCAUGAGAAACAGGCCCAGCUCAGACUAACGCUCACUGCGGUGGACGGCGGGUCUCCGCCCAGGUCAGGGACCACAGAGAUUCAAAUACUAGUAUUGGAUAUAAAUGACAACACGCCCGAAUUUGCUCAGGAGCUCUAUGAGGUGCAGGUCCCUGAGAACAACCCCAUCGGCUCACUGCUUAUUACUGUCUCAGCAAGAGAUUUAGACACAGGAUCCUUCGGGGAGGUGUCUUAUGUACUGUUUCAAGAUGAUGAUGUUAACGAGCCUUUUGAAAUAAACACAAAGACUGGAGAAAUUCGACUGAGAAGCACUUUGGAUUUUGAAGCAUUUCAGUCUUACCAUGUGGAUGUUGAGGCCAUAGAUGGUGGUGGGCUAACAGGAAAAUGCUCUUUAGUCGUUCAGGUAUUGGACGUGAAUGACAAUGCCCCGGAAGUGAUCCUAUCAUCACUCAACAGCCCCAUCCCUGAAAAUUUGCCAGGCAUCAUAGUGGCAGUAUUCAGCGUUUCAGAUGCAGACUCGGAAAAUAACCAGCAGGUUAUGUGUUCCAUAGAAGAUAAUCUUCCAUUUCUUCUAAGGCCAUCUAUGGAGAAUUUCUACACUCUGGAAACGGAUGGGGCACUAGACAGAGAGAGCAGAGCCGACUACAACAUCACCAUCACCGUCUCCGACAUGGGCUCACCCAGGCUCACAACCCAGCACUCCAUAGCAGUGCAGGUGUCCGACAUCAACGACAACGCCCCCACCUUCACCCAAUCCUCCUACACCCUGUCUGUCCGCGAGAACAACAGCCCCGCCCUGCACAUAGGCACCAUCAGAGCCACAGACUCAGACUCAGGCUCCAAUGCCCACAUCACCUACUCGCUGCUGCCAUCACAGGACCGGCAGCUGGCCCUCAACUCUCUAGUCUCCAUCAAUGCAGAUAACGGGCAGCUGUUCGCACUCAGAGCGCUGGACUAUGAGGUCCUGCAGAGCUUUGAGUUCCUUGUGGGAGCCACAGACCAAGGCUCUCCAGCUCUCAGCAGCCAGGCGCUGGUGCGCGUGCUGGUGCUGGAUGACAAUGACAAUGCGCCCUUCGUGCUCUACCCUCUGCAGAACGCCUCUGCGCCCUGCACUGAGCUGCUGCCCAGGGCGGCAGAGCCCGGCUACCUGGUCACCAAGGUGGUGGCAGUGGACCGUGACUCUGGCCAGAACGCCUGGCUGUCAUUCCAGCUGCUCAAGGCCACGGAGCCAGGGCUGUUCAGCGUGUGGGCGCACAAUGGUGAGGUGCGCACCACCAGGCUGCUGAGUGAGCGCGAUGCCCCCAAGCACAGGCUGCUGCUGCUGGUCAGGGACAAUGGCGAUCCUCAGCGCUCUGCCAGUGUCACUCUGCAUGUACUGCUGGUGGAUGGCUUCUCCCAGCCCUACCUGCCUCUGCCAGAGGUGGCGCGCGACCCAGAGCAAGAAGAGGACUCACUAACACUCUACCUGGUCAUCGCCUUGGCGUCUGUGUCUUCGCUCUUCCUCCUUUCUGUGCUGCUGUUCGUGGGAUUGAGGCUGUGCAGGAGGGCCAGGGCGGCCUCUCUGGGUGUCUGCUCUGUGCCUGAGGGACACUUUCCUGGCCACCUGGUGGACGUCAGCGGCGCUGGGACUCUGUCCCAGAGCUACCAGUAUGAGGUGUGUCUGAGGGGAGACUCUGGGACUGGUGAGUUCGAAUUUCUAAAGGUAAUUAACCCCUACUUCCCUCCUUUGGAAUCUGAGGUGAAAAUAGAGAAAAGUCCUACCCUUCGGAAUAGCUUUUCAUUCAUCUAAAUACUGCAGUGUUGUAGUAAAUUCUGUUUAAGCUUAGAAAUAUCUUUAACCUGACUCUUCAUGCAACUGGUGUAUAUUGGCAGAUGCUUACAGUAUUUGCUUUUAUAAUGGUUCCUGGAACUUUAUGUAAUAGUGUCUCCUGCAUGUUAGGCAAACUCAACAACUGAGCUAAACUGCCAACUCUUUUUUGCUAUUUAUUUUAUUUAGUUUUUGUGGGUUUGGUUUCUGAGGCAGGGUUUCUUCACAUAGCCCUAGCUGUCCUGGAACUUUCUCUAUAGACCAGGCUGGCCUCGAACUCACAGAGAUUCACAGGCCUCUGCCUCCUGAGUGCUGCGAUUAAAGGCAUGUACCACCACAGUCUCACCAGUGGAGCCUGGGUUGGUCUGGCUCUCAUUAUGUAGACCUGGCUGGUCAGGUUUAAACAAGUGAUUAAAUUCAUUUUACUGAAUGUGACUAUUUGAUAUUACUGAAUUUUGCCAAUUUCUGCUUGGUGAUAACAUUAUCAUGUGCACCUCUAAAUAUAAAAGCAAGGAAUUCUAAAUGCUAAGACACAUACCUUCUCUAUGCAUCAUUGGCAGUGUUCCGGCAUGUCUUAAUAAUCAACACAUAUUUCUUGAGUACAGAUUUUACUGAACUUUCAACCCAUUGAGUUAUAGUUUCUGAGCCUCAUAUAAGAGCAGUAUGGUCUCUCACCAUCAAGAUGUUUACAAAUGUUGAAUAAAUAUUUGCUGGCUCUUAUGACCAUCCAGUAGUCCUUUUUUUUUUUUAAAAAAAAAAAAGAUACUACAAAGAAAUGCUAAUAUUCUUUCUACAGCAAUUUGCCUUUGCCAAUGAAUGAAGGUUUUAUUUUGAUUUUAUUUUAAGUUCAAUUACCUGAAAUUUUAAACAUUUGCAUUUCGUAAGGCUAUCUUCUUUCCUUCAAUCCAGAAAAGAUCUUUCUGCUCGUUCUAAAUUCUAUUGUUGAGAAUAAAAAUCAGGAGAGCACAUUCUAUCUUGCUUUUGUCUGACAGUUUGAGAGUUCAAAGUUAUUUUGUUCAUAAAUAUAAAUCCAAAUUAUAUUUUCCAAACUUCUUUUCCUUUCUCAAGUAACUUUAUUUUCUCCUCUAAUGUUCUAUGACUAUCAUUUAUUAACUACAAAGUAAUUUGUAGCCACAGUCUUUUUUUGUAGGUAUAGUUGCCAUAUUGUAUGAAUUUUUUCAAAUUUCUAUCAAAGGAAUACAAUUAUAUUAAGGUGAUGCAUGAAUAUUUUACUUUUAACCUUAAUUAAAGUGAACUAUAAUGAGCAAAGGAAGCAUUUACUAUUUGGGAUUCUGGGAAACUUUCUUUGUCUUUUGAAAUCUAUUUUUUUUUUUCUUGAGGGGGGAUUUGCUUCUUUAGCUCCAACCAUACAGUUGUUGUUAGAACUUCAAUGUUUUUCCAUUAUGCAGUUUCCAUAGCCCCAAACUUGUGUUCUGCCUGGUCCCCUACCAGAGGCAUGUAGGUCAAACCCUUCCCCAGAAGGAUCAUAUUUUUACAUCUUUGACUUCAUUAUCUUCUUCGUAGUUGUAGAAAAGACCGUUGAACUCUGAGCGAGUACUUAUAAAGCAAGUGACCAUCUCCAGUCAGUUUUAGUGGUCACCACAUAUAGUGCACGUAUGAAGGAAACUUCCGAAGAACAUAUAUCCCAGAGACUGAAACAAACAAACAAACAAACAAAUCACCUUUUAGUUUCCCUUCAGGAGUUAUAGGCACAUUGCCAUUUGGAAGUUAGAAACUGUAUUUUAAAAUAAUAUUUAGUAUAAAAUAGCAUUUUUAUAAUAAAAUAAAAACUUUUCCAAUAGACAAAAAUCGUGUUUCCUUCGUGGUGCUAUGGUAAAAAACUAAACGAAUAUCUGUACAAAU